UCUACAGCAUCCAAGCUUGAACUUUCUUUCUACUUCUUCCUUCUUCAAUUCGUCCUUUGUUAUCAUUCUCUCCUAUCAGUUACGAAACACACCAAAAAUCUAUUUCGUUAUUAUUCUCUUACAAAAAUACAUAAUCCAAUAUCAUCAAAAAUGUCUUGCCUAGAGAUAUAUAACAAAGAUAUGAUGAAGAAGAAAGAAGGACAAGAAGAAGAAGAAACAAGAGAUGGAACUGUGGAUUAUUAUGGUCGUCCCUCUAUCCGUUCCAACUCAGGCAAAUGGGUUGCUGGCAUCAUCAUUCUCGUGAACCAGGGGUUGGCGACGCUGGCAUUCUUUGGAGUUGGAGUGAAUCUAGUGCUGUUCCUAACUCGCGUUUUGCAGCAGAACAACGCAGACGCAGCCAACAACGUUAGCAAAUGGACAGGAACUGUUUACAUCUUCUCGUUGGUCGGAGCGUUCCUCAGCGAUUCUUACUGGGGUCGCUACAAGACCUGUGCUAUCUUCCAAGUCAUUUUUGUCAUCGGACUUUCAUCGCUCUCGCUAUCAUCGUACAUGUUCUUGAUCAGACCGAGAGGUUGCGGGGAUGAAGUCACACCUUGCGGUACACAUUCAACGAUGGAGAUCACAAUGUUCUACCUAUCAAUCUACUUGAUCGCAUUGGGGAACGGCGGUUACCAACCGAACAUUGCAACUUUCGGAGCUGAUCAGUUCGACGAGGAGCAUCCUAAAGAAGGGUACUCAAAGAUCGCCUUCUUCAGCUACUUCUACCUUGCUUUAAACCUCGGCUCGCUCUUUUCGAACACAAUCUUGGGAUACUUUGAAGAUGAGGGGAUGUGGGCACUCGGGUUUUGGGCGUCCACCGGCUCUGCCAUCUUGGCUUUGAUUCUUUUCCUCGUUGGAACACCGAGAUACCGUAACUUCAAGCCUACGGGGAACCCUCUUUCGAGGUUUUGCCAAGUUUUGGUGGCUGCAACUAAGAAAUCAUCUAUGGAGGCGCCGUCUAGAGGGAGAGAGGAGAUGUAUGAUGAAGAUAGACAAGGAAAGAAUGCUUCAGGAGAUACAGGGAGGAGGAUAGUUCACACAGAUGAAUUCAAGUUCUUGGACAGGGCAGCGUACAUCACAGCAAGAGAUCUUGAUGACAAGAAACAAGGCGGAGUGAAUCCGUGGAGGCUUUGUCCAGUGACACAAGUUGAGGAAGUCAAGUGUAUUCUUAGACUGAUGCCGAUUUGGCUCUGCACUAUCAUCUACUCGGUGGUCUUCACUCAGAUGGCCUCUCUGUUUGUGGAGCAAGGCGCAGCGAUGAAGACAACUGUCUCGGAUUUCAAAAUCCCUCCGGCAAGUAUGUCCAGCUUCGACAUCCUUAGCGUCGCCUUGUUCAUAUUCAUAUACCGCAGAGUUCUGGAGCCACUAGCCAACAGAUUCAAGAAGAAGGAUGGAACAAAGGGAAUCACCGAGCUUCACAGGAUGGGCAUCGGUCUUGUGAUUGCUAUCUUAGCUAUGGUUGCAGCUGGGGUUGUUGAAUGCUUUAGACUUAAAUACGCAGACAAGAGUUGUACUCACUGUGAUGGCUCAAGCUCACUAAGCAUCUUCUGGCAGGUUCCACAAUACUCGCUGAUCGGAGCAUCAGAAGUGUUCAUGUACGUUGGUCAGCUUGAGUUCUUCAACGCGCAGACACCAGACGGGCUAAAGAGCUUCGGGAGCGCUCUGUGCAUGAUGUCAAUGUCGAUGGGGAACUUUGUGAGUAGCUUGUUGGUGACAAUGGUGGUGAAGAUCUCUACAGAGGAUCACAUGCCUGGUUGGAUUCCAAGGAACCUCAACAAAGGUCACUUGGACAGAUUCUAUUUCUUGCUAGCUGCAUUGACCAGCAUUGACCUGGUGGUGUACAUUGCAUGUGCAAGGUGGUACAAAUGUAUAAAACUAGAAGCCAAAGAUGAGAUGCAAGACAUGAUGAGCGAUGAUGAAAAUGAUACCGACAGUGAUGACUACGAGGAGCCAAUGAAGGAUUCUAGAGUCUAACUACAUGUGUGUUUGGUUUUCGUUUUUUUUUUUUGUUUUCGGGUGUUGUAACAAA
Raphanus sativus (radish) is the source of this 2068-nucleotide messenger RNA. Its product is annotated as protein NRT1/ PTR FAMILY 7.3. Bases 151 to 2013 code for a protein of 620 amino acids. The transcript is spliced from 6 exons. Gene Ontology annotation, molecular function: transmembrane transporter activity. Gene Ontology annotation, biological process: transmembrane transport. Gene Ontology annotation, cellular component: membrane. Lineage: Eukaryota; Viridiplantae; Streptophyta; Magnoliopsida; Brassicales; Brassicaceae. The record is from RefSeq and is a predicted model, not a curated record.